This is a messenger RNA of Drosophila suzukii, 3549 nucleotides long. RefSeq names its product Adenomatous polyposis coli 2 (gene Apc2). The record is from RefSeq and is a predicted model, not a curated record. NCBI's taxonomy places the organism in Eukaryota, Metazoa, Arthropoda, Insecta, Diptera, Drosophilidae. Gene Ontology annotation, biological process: Wnt signaling pathway; positive regulation of protein catabolic process; regulation of cell differentiation. Gene Ontology annotation, cellular component: catenin complex; beta-catenin destruction complex; cytoplasmic microtubule. Gene Ontology annotation, molecular function: beta-catenin binding; gamma-catenin binding; microtubule binding.
AUCGACAACACUGGAGCGCUGAGCCUGCGCGCUUGGAAAAUGGCUUAAACGCAUCUCGAACAAAGAUCGAGGAUCUCAGAUCGAAAGGAACUACCUGUUGGAGUGACCUUGCAGCAGGACUCUUCCAGAAGCGACCCUGAAGAAGGCCUCUUCGUGGAACUCCUGCUUUGAAUUCCCUUACAACCGAGGACUUAGAGCGGAUACAUUUAAAGCCAUGACGCUGAACGAGAGCGACGCCACUCGCCUGGAGUUGACACGCAACUUCCUGGAGCUGUCCCGCAAUCCGGAAACUUGUACCGCUCUGCGCAGCUCCGACUGCAUUCAGCUGCUAGUGCAGAUCCUGCACGCCAACGACGAAGGCCUCUCCACGGCAAGGAAGUAUGCCAGCCAGGCGCUGCACAAUAUUGUGCACAAUCAUCCGGAGGAGAAGGAGCGCCAGCGGGAGGUGAAGAUGCUGCGCCUGCUGGACCAGAUCCUCGAGUACUGUAACUUCCUGCGCACCCAGCUGCAGAGCGGGGGCGAGGCCAUCGCGGAUGAUGAGGAUCGCCAUCCACUGGCGGCCAUGAAGCUUUUGAUGAAGGCCAGUUUCGACGAGGAGCACCGCCAGACCAUGUGCGAACUGGGGGCUCUCAAGGCGAUCCCCAAUCUAGUGCAUCUCGAUCAUGCAGUGCACGGACCUGCUGCCGGCAGGGAACAGUGUAACGCCCUCAGGAGCUAUGGCCUCAUGGCACUCACGAAUCUCACCUUCGGAGACGAGAACGUCCACAACAAGUCAUAUCUGUGUGGCCAGCGGCAGUUCAUGGAGGUGGUAAUUGCACAGUUGAAUACGGCUCCAGAUGAACUGCUUCAGGUCCUGGCUGGAGUGCUUCGCAAUCUCUCCUGGCGCGCAGACAAGCAUAUGAAGACCAUAUUCAACGAACUGGGCACGGUGACAUCCUUGGCUCGAGCAGCAAUGCAAAACAAAAACGAAAACACCCUCAAGGCCAUACUCUCUGCGCUAUGGAAUCUCUCGGCGCACUGCAGCACCAACAAAGCGGAAUUCUGCGCAGUGGACGGAGCACUGGCUUUUUUGGUGGGAAUGCUCAGCUACGAAGGUCCGAGCAAAACCCUCAAGAUCAUCGAAAAUGCGGGAGGCAUCUUGCGCAAUGUGUCGAGUCACAUUGCAGUGUGUGAGCCAUACCGCCAAAUCUUGAGGCGUUACAAUUGCCUGGCCAUUCUGCUGCAGCAAUUAAAGUCGGAGAGCCUCACUGUGGUGAGCAACUCCUGCGGAACGCUGUGGAACCUAUCAGCGCGCUGUCCCGAGGACCAGCAGUACCUCAUCGACCACAAUGCCAUUCCCCUGCUGCGCGCUUUGAUCAGCUCAAAGAAUUCCAUGAUUGCCGAGGGGAGUGCUUCGGCUCUGAAGAAUUUGGUGAACUUUAGGGCUACACUGGAGCUGAUGCCCAAUGGAGAUGGUGGAUCCCUGCCGCUGGACAAGGAGUCUGGUCAUGGUGGCACCCUGCCACGAAGGUUCAGCUCACUUCGUCUUAGCUCGAAUCCCACAGGUUCGCUGAAAAAGGUUCGACCUUCCACAGUGAGCACAGCUGGCUUCCUGAACAGAAAGUGUGAGAGUCGCGAGUCCAUUUACUCGGGAAAGUCAGACUCCACAAAAUACUCAACCAAGUCGGAGGGAGCCAAGAACCCCUUCGAGAUUGUCACACCGACGGAGGAGCAGCCCAUCGACUAUUCUAUGAAAUACAUGGAGCACAAACCCAGUAGCAGUAAGACCUUUGAGAUUGACUUGGACCAGCCCACAGAUUUUAGUGCUAGAUAUAAGGAGAGACGAUCCGUUCAGUCGGCACAGCCGGAGAUUAAGACGGAGACCAAUGAGAUUAGGAGCAGUGAGUUGCAGUUGGCCAAGUCCUCCUCGGCCACAGAGCUGCGAAAUGGUCCAGGACUUGUGGCGGUUUCAGCAGCCAAGCAGAAACUAACCACCGAAGCGGAGACGGAAACAGCAGAGCGACCGAUCAACUACUGCGAAGAGGGAACACCUGGAAGCUUUAGUCGCUUUGACUCCCUGAACAGCCUGACGGAGAAACCGGAAAAAUGUAUGGCGCCAAAGACGCCAACGAAACCUGUAGUUCAGCUGGCACAACUGGACAGGAAUACGCCCCAAAACAUCGACUCUGCACUUGAAACUCCACUAAUGUUUUCCCGCCGCAGUUCGAUGGACUCACUGGUGGGCGACGACGAGACCAUUGCCUGCGAGGAUAAUGGAUCCGUGAUCAGCGAGUACAGUCGGAUGCAGAGUGGCGUCAUCUCUCCUUCGGAGCUACCGGAUUCACCAACCCAGAGUAUGCCACAGUCGCCGAGAAGAGAUAGAAAGAUGCCCACUCAAAACAACUUGGAGACACCGGAUAGGAAGCCUGGCAAUGUGUUCGAAGAUAAACUCAACAGAUUCCACGUGGAGCACACGCCUGCCGCCUUCUCCUGCGCCACUAGCCUAAGUAAUCUGAGCAUGUUGGAUGACACCAAUGCCAACGCCAUUCGAGAACAGCGUACAAAUGAUAUUAACGGAAAUGGAGAUGCUCCCCGUAGCUAUUGUACGGAAGACACGCCGGCCCUGCUUUCCAAGGCGCCAAGCAACAGUGAUCUUUCUAUUCUGUCCAUACCGAACGAUUUAAAUGUCAACGAAGAGGAGCCGCCAGUGCCUGCGCCUCGAGCUGAAGUUCCCGGUAUGGACACUCGGAUGCCGGCAGAGGACGCCAUCUCAAAAAUGCGCUGCGGCGGCAGUGCGUUGCCCAGUUAUCUGCCAGUGUCGGAUGAGAUGAGCAAGUACUAUGUGGAGGAUAGUCCAUGCACGUUUUCGGUCAUUUCCGGACUUUCCCAUCUCACAGUGGGCUCCUGCACGGCAGGGCCCGUUUCGAAGCUUCCCCUGAGGAAUCCGGAGGAGGCGCAGGCACCCAAGCUUCCUCCCAGACGCAGCGCCGUCCAAGGGGAAGCAGAGCCGCGUCUGCCGCCGAAGAAAAGUGACUCGCUUAGCUCACUCUCCAUGGACUCGGAUGAUGAUUGCAAUCUACUUAGUCAGGCCAUUGCGGCGGGAAGCUGUCGACCCCAACCGAGUGGAGCCAGUACCACAUCCAGUCUGGCCAACGCCAGCACCAGCACUCUGUCCAGGACAAAUGGACAAAAGAAGCAGCCGGAGGAUGGUGAUAAGCCGAACUACAGUUCGGAUGACUCGUUGGACGACGAGGACGAUGAUGCACGGUCCAAGUCGCUCUUCGAGCAGUGCAUUCUGAGCGGCAUGCACAAGUCUAACGACGCCCUGGAGUCGGAGGGUGAGCCGCCGGGCCAGCGACAGGAGACUAGUGCCCGGGAUCGGUUUGUCAGCAACCAGGUGCGCCAGAUUGAGUCCAUGCUAGCUGGGCGUCAGCACUAGCAGCGGAUGGAAGGUUAAUUGAGAAGCGCAUGCAUUUGUUGUUUGGUGGCUUUUAAUCUUGUCUAUGCAAUAAUAUUCUCACGGUCUCAAUUUUCCUAUAGUUCAGAUUAAAAAUUUGCACUUAAAUUUAA